AUGAGUAGUUCGGCACCAGAACGUGAAAUUUUACCUCAGAACGUCAGUCCGCUUCAUUACGAUGUGACGCUUGAACCUGAUUUCACCACUUUUAAGUUCCAGGGAAAUGUUAAGAUUGACUUGAAAGUCAAUGACGCGUCCACUUCUUUUGUAGAGCUCAACACACUUGAAAUCGAUAUUCAGUCAGCUUGCAUUGGCAGCACUCCUGCUUUGGACUGGAAGUUUGACGAUAGCAAGCAAAGAGUUAGGUUUAACUUUCCAGAAGGUACCAUGAAGGAUACUGUGACGCUGGAGCUGGCAUUUGUAGGUGUGUUGAACGACAACAUGGCGGGUUUCUACAGGGCGAAAUACACCGACAAGAAAACUGGAGAAACAAAGUACAUGGCCACGACGCAAAUGGAGGCAACCGAUGCUAGAAGAGCCUUCCCUUGUUUCGACGAGCCCAACUUGAAGGCUACGUUCGGUAUCACGUUGAUCUCGGAACCCAAGCUAACUCAUCUCUCAAACAUGGAUGUCAAAUCUGAGCAAAUCAAGGAUGACAAGAAGAUCACGGUCUUCAAUGUUAGUCCAAAAAUGUCCACUUAUUUGGUGGCCUUUAUCGUUGCGGAAUUGAACUAUGUCGAAAACAAGGACUUCCGUAUUCCAAUUAGGGUUUAUGCCACCCCCGGUGACGAACACCUAGGUGUUUUUGCCGCUAAUUUGACCGCUAAGACGCUCGAUUUUUUCGAACGUACGUUCGGCAUCAAGUAUCCAUUACCAAAAUUGGAUAAUGUCGCUGUGCAUGAGUUCAGUGCGGGAGCUAUGGAAAAUUGGGGCCUGGUCACUUACAGAGUUGUAGACUUGCUAUUAGACCGUGAAAACUCGACACUGGAUCGUGUUGAAAGAGUCGCAGAAGUUGUUCAGCACGAAUUGGCUCAUCAAUGGUUCGGAAAUUUGGUUACCAUGGAUUGGUGGGAAGGUCUAUGGCUAAAUGAAGGUUUCGCCACCUGGAUGUCAUGGUAUUCGUGCAACGAAUUCGAACCAGAAUGGAAAGUUUGGGAGCAAUACGUUGCUGAUAAUUUGCAAAGUGCUCUAACUCUUGACUCUCUAAGAUCAUCUCACCCUAUCGAGGUACCUGUCAAGCGCGCAGACGAAAUCAAUCAGAUUUUUGACGCCAUCUCAUACUCAAAGGGAUCGUCCCUCUUGAGAAUGAUUUCGAAGUGGCUAGGAGAAGAUGUUUUCAUCAAGGGUGUUUCACAGUAUCUUGCCAAAUUCAAGUAUGGGAAUGCCAAAACUGAAGAUCUGUGGGACGCCUUAUCUCAGGCAUCUGGUAAAGAUGUCCGCAAAGUGAUGGACAUUUGGACCAAAAAAGUCGGGUUUCCUGUGGUCACCGUCGAGGAAAAGGGCAAUGAAAUUACGUUCCAACAAAACCGUUAUUUGACUACAAACGACGUUACUGCUUCCGAAGAUGAGACCUUGUACCCCGUGUUCUUGUCUUUGAAGACUGACAGGGGAGUUGACAACUCGCUCGUUUUGGAUGGGAGAACCAGAUCCAUCAAAUUGGAAAACUCUGAGUUUUUCAAAGUUAAUGCUGAACAAGCCGGCAUCUACGUUACCUCUUAUUCUGAUGCCAGAUGGGAAAAACUCGGUAGCCAAGCUGGAAAAUUGUCAGUUGAGGAUCGUACCGGUUUGGUCGCCGAAGCGAGAUCUUUGUCUGCAUCUGGUUACACCUCUACUAAAAACUUUCUGAACCUGAUUUCUCAGUGGAAAGAUGAAGACUCGUUUGUUGUGUGGCAACAAAUCGUGAACAGCUUUUCUCAAUUAAAGCUGGCUUGGCUUUUCGAGCCCGAAAAUGUUAGAGAAGGUUUGAAUGAGUUCGCCAGACAGUUGUAUUCCGGUAAAAUCAAUGAAUUAGGCUGGGAUUUCACUGCUUCUGAACCAUUUGCCACUCAGCGUCUAAAAGUUGAACUUUUCUCCGCUGCUUGCGCAGCAGAGGAAUCCAAAGUGGUUGCAUCUGCUUUGAAAAUGUUUGCAACGUAUGCUUCAGGUGAUAAAGAUGCUAUUCCUGCCUUAAUCAAGCCAUCUGUUUUUAGCACAGUCGCUAAGAAGGGUGGGGUCGACAACUACGAUAAGCUCUUGGCCAUUUACAAGAACCCAGUUUCCACAGAUGAAAAACUUGCCGCUCUGAGAUCACUUGGAAGGUUUUCUGAACCCGAAUUGAUCCAAAGAACCCUUAAGUAUUUGUUUGAUGGAACGGUUCUAAACCAGGACAUUUACAUCCCCAUGCAAGGUUUGAGAUCGCAUGCUGCUGGUGUUAGAGCGCUGUGGACUUGGCUCCAAGACAAUUGGGAUGAGGUCACCAAGAGACUUCCACCCGGCCUAACAAUUUUGAGUGCCGUGGUUACAUUAAGUACUUCUGGUUUCACAUCUCAGGAGGCUAUCAACGAAAUCAAGCAUUUCUUCUCAUCCAAAUCCACCAAGGGUUUCGAUCAAGGGUUGGCUCAAUCUUUAGACACCAUUACUUCCAAGUCUAAGUGGCUCGCCCGCGACCGCAAGGUGGUUAUUGAUUUUUUGAAAGACCAUGGGUUCUUCAAAGAGUAA
Molecule: messenger RNA, 2580 nt
Organism: Lachancea mirantina
Lineage: Eukaryota; Fungi; Ascomycota; Saccharomycetes; Saccharomycetales; Saccharomycetaceae
Source: the annotation of a GenBank genome assembly